This is a messenger RNA of Puccinia triticina, 1185 nucleotides long. RefSeq lists its product as uncharacterized. Lineage: Eukaryota; Fungi; Basidiomycota; Pucciniomycetes; Pucciniales; Pucciniaceae. The coding region runs from base 1 to 1185 and encodes 394 amino acids. The transcript is spliced from 9 exons. Gene Ontology annotation, cellular component: mitochondrion. The record is from RefSeq and is a predicted model, not a curated record. Gene Ontology annotation, biological process: mitochondrial respiratory chain complex I assembly.
AUGGCUGCCGCUGCGCGCCCGGCGCCAAGCGAGCUCCCGGGAGGACGUAAAAAGGGCCGGAUAUCCGGCUCAGAGGUCGGGUUUCGCAGAUGUGCUCAUCGACAGAUCGGAUUCGCAUUGAGCCAAGCUGAGCGACCAGUCCUUGAUGCUCAACCUCACCCUAUCAGCUCCGAUGAAGGCUCCGAUCAAGACCAGUUCGAUCACAGGAUUGACGAAACAUUCUCGAUCGCGAGCUCGAUGGGCGCAGGCGGGCCGACGAGCAGCGCACCAAAUCCAUUCAAAGUAUUCGAUCGGUCGAGCAAGCUCAAGCAAAAGUCGAGAGCGGUUCGGAAGGACAUUGGCAGGAAUAGGGUUACUGAUUACUUGAGAGAUGAGGUCGCCUUCGGUCUCGUCGACCGACUCAGGGAUAUCCGGAGAAGAUAUGAUCAAAUUCUCGAAUUCGGUGCGGGUCCUGGCUCAUUGGUCAAGCCUCUACUCGACUUCUAUCUUCCUCAAAAAAUAGUCCUCACCGACAGUUGUCCGGACCUUCUCUGGAGAGACAAAGAGUUUUGCCCAUCCGAUGUCGAAAUUUCCCGAGUGGUCAUGGAUGAAGAACUUGUUACCCUAGAGCCUGGAUCACAGGAGUGCAUUAUGUCGUGUUUAUCUUUGCAUUGGGUCAACGAUCUACCUGGUACUCUGAUCCAGAUUCAAAACAGCUUGAAACCAGACGGCGUUUUCAUUGGGGCAAUGUUUGGGGGUGAUACUUUAUUUGAACUAAGGACUUCUUUGCAGUUGGCAGAACAAGAGCGGGAAGGAGGCAUUUCAGCUAGGAUAUCCCCGAUGACAGAUUCUCAAUCAAUGUCGUCGUUGAUUAACCGAGCUGGGUUCUCCAUUCCGACAAUUGACACGGACGAAAUAACCGUCCAAUAUCCUAGCAUGUUUGAAUUGAUGGACGAUCUUCGGUUCAUGGGGGAAAGUAAUGCCACGAUUAACCGACGAACGUUCCUCAAAAGAGAUACGCUGCUAGCAGCCGCUUCGAUUUAUGAAAGUAUGUAUGGAACCAAGAAUACAGAGACGGAUGACAGCGUGAUCCCAGCCACUUUUCAAAUCAUCUACUUUAUUGGCUGGAGACCUGAUUCUAGCCAACCUAAACCUCUCCAAAGAGGAAGUGCCCAGAAAAACCUCAAAGAAGUGCUUGGUAAUUAA